Messenger RNA from Propithecus coquereli (Coquerel's sifaka), 2597 nucleotides. It is a transcript of the gene NOP2, whose product is annotated as NOP2 nucleolar protein. Lineage: Eukaryota; Metazoa; Chordata; Mammalia; Primates; Indriidae. Gene Ontology annotation, biological process: maturation of LSU-rRNA; rRNA base methylation. The record is from RefSeq and is a predicted model, not a curated record. The coding region runs from base 71 to 2515 and encodes 814 amino acids. The transcript is spliced from 16 exons. Gene Ontology annotation, cellular component: nucleolus. Gene Ontology annotation, molecular function: rRNA (cytosine-C5-)-methyltransferase activity; RNA binding.
CGGGAGUGCACGUGGAGUGCUGCACUUCAUACCGGGGGCCUGUCUCUGGCUUGAACCCACUUUCGGUACUAUGGGGCGCAAGUUGGACCCUACAAAGAAGGAGAAGCGCGGGCCAGGCCGGAAGGCCCGGAAACAGAAGGGUGCCGAGACAGAACUCACCAGAUUCCUGCCUGCAGUAGGUGAUGAAAAUUCCAAGAGACUGUCUAGUCGUGCUCGAAAAAGGGCAGCCAAGAGGAGGUUGGGCUCUACUGAAGCCCCUAAGAGAUACAAGUCUCCUGGGACCAAACCUUUGCCUGGAAAGCUACCAAAAGGAGCUGUCCAGACAACUGGUGAGAAGGGAGCCCAGUCCUUAUUUAACGCUGCUCGAGGCAAGAAGCGCCCAGCACCAACCCGUGGCAAUGAUGAGGAAGAGGAGGAAGAAGACUCUGAAGAAGAUGGUGUGGUGAACCAGGGGGCCUUCUGGGGCUCUGAGGACAGUGAUGCUGAUAUGGUAGAUGACUAUGGAGCUGACUCUGACUCUCAGGAUGAGGAUGAAGAUGAAGAGUUGCUGCCCAUUGAAAGAGCUGCUCGGAAGCAGAAGGCCCAGGAAGCUGCUGGGGGCCAGUGGAGUGAGGAGGAGACAGAGGAAGAGGAAGAAGCAUCCCCUGAGUCAGGCUCCGCAAAGGAGGAGGAGACAGAUGGGGGCCUGCAGAUCAAUGUGGAUGAGGAGGAGCCAUCUGUGCUGCCCUCUGUUGGGGAGAUGGAGCAAGAUGCCCAGGCUCCAGACCUGCAAAGAGUUCACAAGCGGAUCCAGGAUAUAGUGGGAGUUCUGAAUGAUUUUGGGACUCAGCGGGAGGAAGGUCGGUCCCGUUCUGAAUAUCUGAAUCGGCUUAAGAAGGACCUGGCGAUUUAUUACUCCUAUGGCGACUUCCUGCUUGGCAAGCUCAUGGACCUCUUCCCUCUAUCUGAGCUGGUAGAGUUCUUGGAAGCUAAUGAGGUGCCCCGGCCCAUCACUCUCCGGACCAAUACCUUGAAAACCCGCCGACGCGACCUUGCUCAGGCACUAAUCAAUCGCGGGGUUAACCUGGAUCCUCUGGGCAAGUGGUCAAAGACAGGACUAGUGGUAUAUGAUUCUUCGGUGCCUAUUGGUGCUACCCCUGAGUACCUGGCUGGGCACUACAUGCUGCAGGGAGCCUCCAGCAUGUUGCCAGUCAUGGCCUUGGCACCCCAGGAACAUGAGCGGAUCCUGGACAUUUGUUGUGCCCCUGGAGGAAAGACCAGCUAUAUAGCCCAGCUGAUGAAGAACACAGGGGUGAUCCUUGCCAACGAUGCCAAUGCUGAGCGGCUCAAGAGUGUUGUGGGCAACCUGCAUCGGCUGGGAGUCACCAACACCAUCAUCAGUCACUGCGACGGGCGCCAGUUCCCGAAGGUGGUGGGGGGCUUUGACCGAGUGCUGCUGGAUGCUCCCUGCAGUGGCACUGGGGUCAUUUCCAAGGACCCAGCUGUGAAGACUAAUAAGGAUGAGAAGGACAUCCUGCGCUGUGCUCACCUUCAGAAGGAGUUGCUCCUGAGUGCUAUUGACUCUGUCAACGCCACCUCCAAGACAGGAGGCUACCUUGUCUACUGCACCUGUUCUGUCAUGGUGGAAGAGAAUGAGUGGGUGGUAGACUAUGCCCUGAAAAAGAGGAAUGUGCGGCUGGUGCCCACAGGCCUAGACUUUGGUCAGGAAGGUUUUACCCGCUUUAGGGAAAGGCGCUUCCACCCCUCUCUUCGCUCUACCCGACGCUUCUACCCUCAUACCCACAAUAUGGAUGGUUUCUUUAUUGCCAAGUUCAAGAAAUUCUCCAAUUCUUUUCCCCAGCCCCAAACAGGAAAUUCUGCAACAGCCACCCCUACAAAUACAGACUUGCCUGACCUGAAGGGUCAGGUCACCCCCAAGUCUAAGAACAGCAGCCAGCCAGCCAAGAAGGCCAAAGGGUCUACAAAGGCAAAGCAGCAGUUGCAGAAACAGCAGCAUCCCAAGAAGGCCUUCCACAAGCUGAAUGGCAUCUCCAAAGGGGCAGACUCAGAAUUGUCCACUGUACCUGCCGUCACAAAGGCCCAAGCUUCCUCCAAGCUCCAGGGGAGUAGUCGGCCAGCUAAAAAAGCUGAAGUGACUGGGAAACCAAAGGUGACUGGGAAGCUAAAGCAGCAAUCACCUGAAUUGCAGUCCUCCAAGAAAGUUGCCUUUGUGAAGCAGAAUGCCCCUCCCAAGAGCAUGGACACAGAAAUGUCUGCUGUGCUAUCCCUCUCCAAGACCCAGGCCACCCCGAAGCCUAAGGAUCGUCAUCAGCCCCUUGGGAAGGCCAAAGGGCCUGAGAAGGUAAAGCAGCAGUUGUCAGAGCAGCCUUUCAAGAGGGCUGCCUUCCAGAAACAGAAUGGCACCCCAGAAGGGCCUCAGAUUCCCACGGUGUCUCCGCUGAGUUCCAGCCGGCCCCCACCAGCAAAAAGGAGGAAAUCUCAGUCCAGGGACAACAGCCAGCCACUGCUGUCGUAGAUGGAUGGUUGAAAACUAGACUGAGGUGGCUCACUGCUAUUGUCACUGGGUUGGAACGCUUACCUCUGUGAGGAUGGCUUCC